Messenger RNA from Oryctolagus cuniculus (rabbit), 1208 nucleotides. It is a transcript of the gene NEURL2, whose product is annotated as neuralized E3 ubiquitin protein ligase 2. Gene Ontology annotation, molecular function: ubiquitin protein ligase activity. Lineage: Eukaryota; Metazoa; Chordata; Mammalia; Lagomorpha; Leporidae. The record is from RefSeq and is a predicted model, not a curated record. Gene Ontology annotation, biological process: intracellular signal transduction.
GGCGCCUGCGAUCAGAUGACCUGGGUGUGGACCAGUCAGGUGUUCCAGCCUCCCGGGGCUCAGUUCCAAGCUGGAUGGCUGGGCAAGCGGCGCUAGGACCCCCGGGCAGAGCCUCGGGCUGAGGGGGAAUGCCUUACAUGGUUUCUCCGCGGUCACCACGUCCUCCCGCCGCCCAAAAUAGCCCCUGGCGCCUGUCCCCCUGCCUCAUGGCCGGGACAUGGCUGCUGCCUCCGAGCCCGUGCCGUUGGCCGCAUCCUGGGGACCCGCACGCCCGGAGCCCCCUCCCACCCGCUUCCACCCUGUGCACGGCGCUAACAUCCGCGUGGACCUCUCCGGAACACGGGCCACGCGCGUGGAGAGCUUCGCCCACGGCGUGUGCUUCAGUCGCGAGCCGCUGGCGCCGGGCCAGGUGUUCCUGGUGGAGAUCGAGGAGAAGGAGCUGGGCUGGUGCGGGCACUUGCGCCUCGGCCUGACCGCGCUGGACCCCGCCAGCCUGGCCGUCGUGCCCGAGUUCUCGCUGCCGGACCUGGUCAGCCUCGGCCACACCUGGGUCUUCGCCAUCACGCGCCACCACAACCGCGUGCCCCGGGAGGGCCAGCCAGCGGCUGAGGCACUGGCCCCCAGCCGGCCCCCGGCGCUCCUGGUGGAACCCUAUCUGUGCGUCGAGCAGUUCCGCAUCCCGCGGGACCGCCUGGUGGGCCGCAGCCGGCCGGGCCUCUACAGCCACCUCUUGGACCAGCUCUACGAGCUGAACGUGCUGCCUCCGACCGCGCGCCGGAGCCGCCUGGGCGUCCUCUUCUGCCCGCGCCGGGACGGCACCGCCGACAUGCACAUCCUCAUCAACGGCGAGGACAUGGGCCCCAGCGCCCGGGGGCUGCCCGCUGCCCAGCCCCUCUACGCGGUGGUGGACGUGUUUGCCUCCACCAAGAGCGUGCGCCUGGUCCAGCUCGAGUAUGGCUUGCCCUCCCUUCAGACUCUGUGCCGCUUGGUCAUCCAGAGGAGCGUGGUGCACCGGCUGGCCAUCGACGGGCUCCAUCUACCCAAAGGGCUCAAGGAUUUCUGCAAGUAUGAGUGAUGGCCUGCAGCCCCCACCCCGGGGCAGGGCCACAGGAGCACACCCUGGCCCCAGAGCUGCGGGCUGGUCGGAAGCUGGCCACGGUGCUGCCAGCCAGGACCGGAAAUAAACGCAGCCAGUGCUGACACUCUGA